Messenger RNA from Ailuropoda melanoleuca (giant panda), 7119 nucleotides. It is a transcript of the gene HOXB6, whose product is annotated as homeobox B6. Gene Ontology annotation, molecular function: RNA polymerase II cis-regulatory region sequence-specific DNA binding; DNA-binding transcription factor activity, RNA polymerase II-specific. Bases 5807 to 6481 code for a protein of 224 amino acids. NCBI's taxonomy places the organism in Eukaryota, Metazoa, Chordata, Mammalia, Carnivora, Ursidae. The transcript has 2 exons. Gene Ontology annotation, biological process: regulation of transcription by RNA polymerase II; anterior/posterior pattern specification. The record is from RefSeq and is a predicted model, not a curated record. Gene Ontology annotation, cellular component: nucleus.
GCGGCUAGAGGGACAGAGUAAGAACAAUUCACAGAGAAAUGCUCAUUAUCUCCCUUCGGAGAUGUUUCUGAAAUUAAAGGGCUGUGGGUGGAGGCACCCAGAUCAAGGGAGACCCCCCUCCCCCCAGGAAGCCAGCCUGAGAAUGCCCAGGUCUCUCGCCACUCCCGAAGGAGGGAGCUUCGCUCUGCAGGGAGACAGUUUUGUGGUUUUUUAAUGCGGUAGGUUACAGCGUGUUGGUUUCUGUGCGAUAUUGCAUCUAUUACUUGUGUUUUAUGGGUAUGGGCGUGUGGAUUUCGGUGGAGAAAAUUGCCGUGUGUGUCUGAAGUGGAAACAUUUCAAACUUUUCUGGAUCCAAAGGUGUUGAUUGUCGAGAAGCUCUUGAGUAUGUUGUUGUGUUUUAAGCUUGUAAACAAAAACAAAAACAAAAAAGAGAGGGACAGAGGGAGAGAAGAAAAGAAAAAGAGAACCCAAUUAGGGAACCUGAUGGUGUCCGGACUGGAAAGCUGCCUGGCUCUGAGCUCAGACAGCUAGUCCUGUCCCUCCGGCGCCUGAUUUCAUUCUCCAGCCAGGCCUCCUGGGGGUGAGGAGGGGGGAGAAGGACUUUGGGCGGAAGACCGAAAUUCCUAAAGGUUGCUGGUGGGGUGGAAGAAGGGGAAAGCCGGUCAGAACCUAAAAACAGAGUGAGAAGGCUUCUGGGGAAGCUGCCAGGGGAGAGAUAAGCGGCUUUGGGCGGGGAGGGCAGCAGAGACUGAUUUAGUUUGGUUUGCACAAAUAGGUGAUUGCUUUUCUCUUUUUAAAGACCAAAUGUGAGCGUUCAGCCUCGGGCCUCUCGUUGCCCAGGGAUUGCAGGGGAUGGGGGUGGGUAGGGGGAUAUUAGCCCUCUCAAGCUUGGGCUGGGAAGAGAGGGAUGCAGGCCACUUGUGGCGCGGGAAAGGGGGCCCUGCACGCGCAGGUCAGGUUGAUGCCCAGCAAGCAGGCCGGGACUGGGUGCCUGCAGGGACCCCUGGGCUGCGCCGCGAGAGAAGUUCUCGGCCAGCACCCACGGCACUCGGGGCCUAUUCUCAAAGGAAAAAUUCCCCAAACCCAUCCAGACUAAAGGUCUUUUUCUCCUGUAGUCUUGGCGGGUUAUAAAUCAUCCCUUAGACAGUUUGCUCUGACCCAAAUUAUGCGGUUUGCUGCCAUCUACCGUCCGUUCGGAGACAUGCGGCUUCGGCGCCGCAAGCCCGGCGACACCGCCUGAACCGUGCACGACGCCUGGAGCCCCUGCUGCUCAGGUUCGGCGGGUUUCGGGGGACUUCGUCCCAGAUUGUCGCUUUCCGCUGGAUCUUGGUACCCGCUCGUCCGCGUGUGGAUUAGAGAACAAGUGUGCCCUCCCCCUCGCCCGCCCCAUUCCCAGCUCCAAACCCAGAGGCUGGCUGGGAAAGCGGCUUUUUCUAGGUCAUAUUUAAAAAGGACUUAUACUGCAUCCCGCGGGCAGGGGGCCCUGAACCAAAGGGUUAGGGGAUCGGAGUCGCGAGCCCUUACCCGCCUACCCCUCCAGGGCUCGAGAUGGGAUCAUACGGGCCGCUCAGGAGAUGCGAGGCCAAGGCUGUUCAAGGUUUAUUUGGUUUUCUUUUCGGCCAAGGGAGGGGGCCAGCAGGGGAGGCGCCGGCCCCCGCAGUUCCACUCGGCUGUCAAAAGACAAACCCGGGUCUGUGUUCUCCGGGUUGGCUGGUGGGUCUUGCCAGUUGCUUGGCCCGGUGAGUCCGUGGUGAAGGAAUUGAGCCGAAAUUUUCUGGAAACUGUUGGUGUCUGCAAGUGAGUGUGGGUCCCCUCCCCCAUUCUCGAUCGUUUCAAGCGAAAUCGACACACAUACGCUUUGGGGGAAAACUGGGAGUGGGAGUGGGGAUCGAUCCCUUAAGGAACCAAACCAUUGUGAUUUCCGUUCCUCCCGGACCCCUCACACCCGCUUUACCCGAUCGCUUUCCCAGAAGGGGGUGGCGAGAGCAGGGGUACGCGCCUCGGCUGCGGCGUUUGAAUAUUGGCCCCUGUCUCUCGGGUUACUGAUUAGCUCGGGCUUUCAAGCCGCAGGAGGAAGCUCUGGCCGCUCCUUUCAAGGUGCUGUGGCCCCAGUUCCUGGGCCGGGGCUCCAGGAAAUUGCCUGCGGUGCCAGGCAGGCCGAGGUGUUUCUAGGGUCUGGCCCAGAGCUGGAGGAGCUGCUGAGGUCGAGGGGGCCCAGCCAUGCUGGGGGGCAAACCCAGCGGCUCUGGUCCCCGCAUCUAUGGCACCUCAAGAGUCUGGACCACAGGAGCUGCGCUUUCAGCUUUCCUGCAGCAAGAGUGACCUUCAGCGGCCAGAAGGCCAGGCCCAGUGCGGAGGCCCCCAGGGAGCCGCUGGAUGCUGGAAAGUCUUGGGGCCCGAUUUCUUGUGGGCAAUCGGAAGGACAGGUAGGGAGGGAAGGCGGCUGGUACAGGGGGUUGAAACUUUGGCUCUUAGGGUGCCAGAGGACCUGGCUAGGGAGAAGGGGGAGGGAGCCCAGCACCACUGCCAAUCCCACCCCCCCCAUGAUCACAGACGACCAUGUUCAUUUGCAUAAUGGAAAUGAGGUCUUUGUACCGCGGGUCGGACGGGCCAAUUUUAAGGCAAUAUCCCCUGUAAAUAGCCCCCAAAGGUCGAGAACUCCCUCUGGGAACAUUUAUGUUCCCCAAAUUUGGAGAAUCACACAGUCUAGGGGAAGAAUUGGGUUGAGAUGUCUUAAUUUGCUCCACCUCAGCCGGAGUUGGGAGUGGGUUGGGGCAAGAUGCUCACAACCCAAUGAGCUGGAGUUGGGGGGAGCUUUGUAGCUGAGAGGAAAUGGGAAGCCUGGACAGUGUCUCAGUCCCCCCUCUCCUCCAUACACAUCCAGGCGAAAACCCCUCCCUGAGGUUACCGGUACAGGAGAAUAUUACUCACGAGCUGAACACAACUUGGACAUUUCCCUGGGAGAUGAAAAUGCGUGCAUGUCCACGGGAGCUCAGAUUCACAGCACAGAAAAUUACAAUUAUAAAUUCUGCCUGUGGGGUUUCUGUACAGUCUUUCUGUUGUGUACUCAAGACUUGGUACACAUUUAUAUCCACCUCUCUAGAUACACACUUCCUCAGUGAGGCUGGGGGAGACACCCCAGACUGGCAGACAGCUGUGCCUGCUGGGUAUUUACAUAUUCCUCCUUGGAGACAGACAGACAGAUGGUGGUGGUGGACCGAACCACAGACAAAUUCGUAGAGAUCUGGCUACAGAAACCAGGCGGCCUCUGGCCAGGCCCUGCCCGUCUGCUCUUUCUCCCAAACAAACGGAUCAGACGAAUAAACGCUCAUAAAUACCUCUGGGCUUAGAUAAGAGCGAUGAGGCGCUAUUUCCUUUCAUGCCGGACUCCAGGCGCCCAGGCCCUGCCUUUGCGGCUCCAUCUCACAACAGGCAACCUGCAGAGGUGACGUUAAUUUGGGGCUGUGACUCAAGGAUAAGGCAGUCAUUUUCAUGCUUCUAUCACAGGGAAGUCUCCCUCCCUUAUGGCAUCCUACUUGGUCCAGACUCUACAGUAUGCUGUAUGGUCCAGGCUAUAGUAUGCCCACACCGUCCAGUUCUAGGAAGGGGACAUUGUGACCAGGGAGGAGGCAGGAUGGAUGUGGUCCAAGGCCCAGCCUCAGUGGCAGGGAGGAGGGAGGUGCACACAGGCACUCUGCUGACCUUGCUCCCCCAGACCAAAUGUUCCCUAUUCCUCUCUAGGAGUGGGCCCAAUCACAGCUCGACUGGGGCACUUACGGUCUUCAUCAUGAGGAGGCUUGAGUUUUCUUAAAUCUUCAUAAAACCCCCCUAUAGAGUUUGGCUAGGAAGUGGUUGGUGGGACAUGCAGGGAUCACCACUCGGCCAUGAAGGUAGAGCCUAGAGGUUGUCCUGAGUUCAGGGAGCCUUGUAGGCCACUUUGCAACCAACCACGUUCCUCCCCUUGGUCACCGACCUCAGCCCUCUACCACUUGCCCGAGUGCCUGGAGGCAUCUGCAGGGCACAACCCUGGCCCACAGAAAGGAGCCCAAAGAACAAGGCAGUGGAGAGCCAGCCUGGCCCCUUUAUCAUCAGAUUUUGCCACACAUCCUGGCUCAUUCCUGAACCCAGUUCUGAAGGUUAUCACCCGUGACUGCCUGGCCUCCACGUGCAUAGUUAAAAUGUUGAAAACACAUUGUGGUUCAGUCUUCCAGCCUGGCUUCAGUGCUCAUUUUCCUUAGAUGGGAGAGAGAGAGAGAGAGAUGAGCGGAGAUGAGCCCUCUUUCUCACACCCAAGGUUGUGCAGCAGCGAAGCUGGUGAUACAAAUAUGAGAUGUGGGAGGGACUGGAGAAAUGCUGCGAGACAGACAGAAGGGUGGUGAGCAUCUGGAGAGGAGAUUCGGGCUGAUAGUUGUAAGCUGUCUGCUGGGUCCCCAGGAGGAUCCGAACACCUCUCCCUCCUUAGACAACUAAACCCAAACCAAGUCUUGGGAAAGAAUUAAUUUUAAAAAGAACUGCCAGCUUCUGGAGAGACCUGGAAAAGGAGCAAGGGCCCCUCUCUUUCUGGUUGUCUUUGAUUGACUCAAAUAUCAGGAGGUUUUUUGAGGACCCAGAAUUGGAGGAGGAAUAAUUUCUUCCUUGUGCCCAGACGUACUGAGACAUCUUUGAUUCCUAUGAAUCUGUAGCCCAGGAUAUUCUAAUAAUUUGGGAGGAAGAUGGGGGGGAUGGAGUGAGGGUGGUGGGCAGGAUAGGGAUCAGACAACCUAGGUUGGGGGAUGUCCCUCACUCCUCCUCUCCCUCUGCCUCAAUCGAAGAGAAGGCGAGUCCCUUUCCAGCUCCCCUUCCCGUGCCAGAGCAAGCAGCCCUUGCCCCAGCCAGGCAGGAUGUCUUAGGCGACAGAGGCAGCAGCAGUAGCCUUCCGAGAAGCUUCUAGUCUAGCCUAACCUGGCCACAGAGCCCGAGGGGGAAGCUUGGGCUCAGACCCUCCUGCCACUUCACAGCCUUCUGGGUCCUCUGGGCAGCAGGCUCUGGCCUGCCUUUCAGACCAUAAGAGCUGAGAAGAAGCAGGAAUAAUAAACCCAGGCUUGGAGGAGGCAGGGUGGACCCGAGAAUUAGGAAAAACAGUUUUCAAAACCUGGGGAGGGGAGUGUUUCUUCUUCGCCUCUCCUGAAAACGAUGUUAAAUAGUGAGCUCUUCUCCUCGUCUACCAACACAAAACCCUAGAAACAAACCUUUUCCUUUCGUGCGCUCCUCACCACAUGGAAAGGGACAUUUAGGCACCCUUCCCUUGAGGGAACGGGGCUCAAGCAACGCAGGGGUUAACUUUUCUGAAAACACAAUUAACUUUUUCCUAUCCUGCGUGGGGAGGGGAGGGAUAUAUUUAUUUAAUCACUGGGGGAUGGGGUGGUCUCAAUCCAAAUGCUCCCUCCUCCCUCAAAGGCACAGACGCCUCUUUCGCAGAUCCUACGUAGGUGGAACAGGACGCGUUGUGUUGUCGGGGGGGAGAGAGAGAGAGAGAAAGGAGAAGGAGAAGAAGGAGGAAAAAAAAAAGGUUGAUAGGUUUGUGCGCGGGUCCCUCGCGCGGGCUGCGCUCCUCCUGGGUGCUAUUUGACAAUUCCUGCCUCUGCCAUUGGUCAGUGUUGGAUCAGAUGGUUGUAUUUCCUUCUGGCCCUCACUGGCACCUCGCCAUCCCCCCUCAGCUAAAACCCAAUCUCAGAUAUACUACUAAUAGGCGCGGCGCUCGGACUAUAAAACACAACAAAUCAUAAACCCGGCGGAACAGCAGCGGCCGAGCGCGCCUCCCCUCCCAAUGAGUUCCUAUUUCGUGAACUCCACCUUCCCCGUCACUCUGGCCAGCGGGCAGGAGUCCUUCCUGGGCCAGCUGCCGCUCUACUCGUCGGGCUAUGCGGACCCGCUGAGGCACUACCCCGCGCCCUACGGGCCCGGGCCCGGCCAGGACAAGGGCUUCGCCGCUUCCUCCUAUUACCCGCCUGCCGGCGGCGGCUACGGCCGAGCGGCGCCCUGCGACUACGGGCCGGCGCCGGCCUUCUACCGCGAGAAGGAGUCGGCCUGCGCGCUCUCGGGCGCGGAAGAGCCGCCCCGGUUCCACCCCGAGCCGCGGAAGUCCGACUGUGCGCAGGACAAGAGCGUGUUCGGCGAGGCCGAAGAGCAGAAGUGCUCCACUCCCGUCUACCCGUGGAUGCAGCGGAUGAAUUCGUGCAACAGUUCCUCUUUUGGGCCCAGUGGCCGGCGCGGCCGCCAGACCUACACGCGCUACCAGACGCUGGAGCUGGAGAAGGAGUUUCACUACAACCGCUACCUGACGCGGCGGCGGCGCAUCGAGAUCGCGCACGCCCUGUGCCUGACCGAGCGGCAGAUCAAGAUCUGGUUCCAGAACCGGCGCAUGAAGUGGAAAAAGGAGAGCAAACUGCUCAGCGCCUCUCAGCUCAGUGCCGAGGAGGAGGAAGAAAAGCCAGCCGAGUGAAGGCGCUGGAAAGGGAGGGGGGACGCGAAGGGAGCGGCCUGUGGGGAGCCGAGGGCAUCGGAGAGCCCCGAGAAGGCUCUGCGGGCGGGGGGGCCGGGGGACCUGCUCUCUAGCACGCGACAGGCGGGGCCCAGAGCUCUCCUGGACGCCCCCGCCCGCAGAGCUCUCACUGGGUGCUGGGAGGCCUUGCCGCCUGAGCCCACCCAGCACCCCGAGCGCCCCCUCCAUCCCUGCGGGAACCCGCUUCAGCCCCAUCAGGCUCCCCCGUGAGAACUGAGGACCGGACUCACUUGAUGUUUCCUGGAAGCAGAGCAAAAUGCUCUUGUCCGUGUCGCGUCUCAUUUCGUCCAUGUCCCCCGUGCACGGUUCAAUGGUAGAUUCGCAGUCCCCUCAGCGGGGGGCCUCGAAGACUCCCUGACCCCAGACCUCUCUCCCACCCCCUCCCUAAAGCCACUGGAAGGAGCACAUACUACCUAGAAGUAAGAAGAGGAGCCUCAGAAGAAAACAAAGUUCUAUUUUAUUAAUUUUCUAUGUGUUGUGUUUGUAGUCUUGUCUUAGCUCUGGACGUGAAAUACUUCGGUAAUAAUAUUAAUAUUAAUAAUGAUGAUAAUAAUAAUAAUAAAGACGUAAAAACUCGC